This is a messenger RNA of Manihot esculenta (cassava), 1606 nucleotides long. RefSeq lists its product as uncharacterized. Bases 204 to 761 code for a protein of 185 amino acids. NCBI's taxonomy places the organism in Eukaryota, Viridiplantae, Streptophyta, Magnoliopsida, Malpighiales, Euphorbiaceae. The transcript is spliced from 5 exons. The record is from RefSeq and is a predicted model, not a curated record.
GCAUCUCAGCCAAGUAAUUUGCCUACCGCACACCAGUCGCUUCAAAAUCAGAGCUCCCUCUGUUUCGUCGGUCUACAAUCUCUCGUCGCUGCCUUGUUCCUCUGCUGCGGUAGCGAUUCUCAUUCUGCAUAUGGGUAUGUAUAUACUCGAGAAAUAUCCCAAUUGGCACUCAGUACUUUAGCUUCUAAAAGAUUGCUGGGAAUAUGGAGCCUGCUUCUAAUGGAGAGGAACCCACUUCGUGGGAAGAGCUUUACAAUAUCAAUUUGAUGCCAUCUGAGCUGUUUUUCAAGUUUAGAAAGGAAAUUGAGGGGCUUCGAGUUGGAGUAAAUUUAGAGUUCUACAAUGCUCCCAUCAAUGAUUUCCAAGCCAAGAUUGUUCUGAAACCUUUAUCCCCUGAACGGCGGUGGAAGUUCAUAUAUGAGCCUAUUCAUAAGGAUGUGCGUGUUCUUUCCAAGAAGAUUCCUAUAACCAAAUUUCUAAAUCUCCAGGUUGGUAUUGGCCAUAAUUUUCAGUUGCAAGCUACUGGCUGGAAUUGGAAGCUAACUACAUGCUUAGGCGGCGAUGGUGUAUCUCGUAUUCGGAAUAAGACAUCACUUGGGUUGUUCCCUGGCAUGGAUUUACGGUUUGGUUGGAGGGCAGAUUAUGUUUUCCCAGAAAUUUCGGGGGCACUGGGUACCGGUGAGCCAUUGUUCAACUUGAGUACAGGGCGAUUGCAAGCGUCUCUGGAUAGAGUGGAAACCAUUGUAACCCACACAUCAUGACUAUAGCAAGUUCAAAAGGUUGUAUCCCCUCUUUAUCAAUUCUGCUAAUUGUUUGAGUUUUCAUAGAUAAUGAAAUACUUUAUUUAUAGUCUCUCACUACAUUAAUGAGCAUUUCUCUUGUUCUCUCUCUCUCCUCCAGUCUUUUAUUUAUAUUACGAAUUAUUUAGGAGUUAAAUAAAGAUCCAAGUGUGCUUCACUUGUUGUAUUUCUGUUCAAAUCUCUCUUACAUGAUAAAUGUGUAUAUCUUAUUUUCAUCUCUUGUGCCUAUUGAGAAUCUCAUCAUUCUGUGGUUUCCAAUUGUCUCUCCUAACCUAAAUUCUUGUGAAAAUUUUCCCAAGGGACUCCAGCUGAUAAUAAAUUGGAAAAUUUUUAUGUUCAUUCUCUAAAUAGUUUUACAAUACUCCACUUUCAAAUUUUUGUUAUCAAACUUUGUUGUUCCACAGGUCUGGCAAGAAAAAGGUAUGCAACUUUGAAAUUCUAUGGUGGGAAAGACCAUAAUCAUACAUUCCAUUGAGAGGUGGGAUAUUUGAAAGUCUUGUGGUCCUUCAACUUCAAUGUUAGGAUCAGAUGGCUAUUAAUUGGAAGGUAUGAGUACAGGAGCCUUAUUAGAACAGUUCCAGUUCCUCUCACAGAGUCCAGCCCAUGUUGUUUUAGUUCUUGUUUAUUUUUUGGGUAUUUUCUGUUUGGAGUAUAAUUUGAUUUGCACAUGUGAGUGCGGCUGAGCUUCUCCAAGGGGAUUCCCGUCUUACUAUUUUACAGCCCUGAUCCAGGAUGAUUCUUUAAUGGAAAAUUUGCUGUGCCCUCUUCUGAUAAAUUUAUAGGAGAGAAACCUGAAAUUGUGCCAA